AAUUUCAGCUUUUCUUAGGGCUUCUAGUUCAUUUGUUUUAGCAGUGGCGGGAACGUAUCAGCAAAAUUACUCAUCGAAAUUCAAUUGCAAAAAUUAAAAAAAAAAAAAAAACUAAAUUCCUAAAAUGUCCUUCUUCAUUGAUGAAUUUCAAGCAGACUUGGAAGCAUUGCCCAAUAUUCUUCAGAAAAAAUAUGCUUUGAUGCGUGAUCUUGACAAAAGUUUGCAAGAAAUUGUUAGGCAAAAUGAACAACGAUGUGAACAAGAAAUAGAGGAUAUGAAACGAGGCUUGAGGGCCGGCAACAUUACGCCUGAUACUUCGCUUCUCAGAUUCUCCGAAGAAGCACUUGAUGAACAAAAGCAUAGUGUUAGGAUUGCGGAUGAAAAGGUUGCCCUGGCAAUUCAAGCAUAUGAUUUGGUGGAUUCACAUAUACAACAACUUGAUCAGUACUUGAAAAAGUCUGGUGAAGAGCUACGGCGUGAAAGAGAGAAUACUGCUACUGCCUCGCCUACUCAAACUCCCGAUGGUACCACUAAAUCCGGAAGGUCUGGUGAAAGUGGAAGAGGAGGGCGUAAAAAAACACGUCUAGCAACAGCAGCUGCGGCAACAGAAGUGGCAGCAUCAGCAGCAAAUCCAACCGGUGUGGAAUUAGACUUGCCGGUGGAUCCUAACGAGCCAACGUACUGUUUGUGCAACCAAGUUAGCUACGGAGAGAUGGUAGCAUGUGAUAACCCCAAUUGCAAGAUAGAGUGGUUCCACUUUGGCUGUGUCGGUCUGAAAGAACAACCGAAAGGGAAAUGGUAUUGUCCGGAUUGUGCGACCGUGAAAAAUCGUCGUAAAGGCAGAUAAUUAUGAAUGUUUAUUAUCUUUUUUCCUUAUGGAGAAGCUUGUGAUAGUGUAUUUGGGUAGCCUUACCGCAAAAUGUAACGUUUGCUUGCAUUAGGAACUUGUGUUUGAUGAUAUAUAUUAGCUACUAGGAUGCUUUUCUACCAUUUUGUUUAAAAGCAUUUUGCCUGUAAAUGAAUUACUGUAAUUUGUUUAGAGCUUUGAUCUGUAUUGAAGAUUUCUAAGUGUAAGAUGUUUUUUGCUAAUUAAUUUUAUUUUGUUUCA
Gossypium raimondii (Peruvian cotton) is the source of this 1108-nucleotide messenger RNA. RefSeq names its product PHD finger protein ING1. The record is from RefSeq and is a predicted model, not a curated record. The coding region runs from base 125 to 847 and encodes 240 amino acids. Gene Ontology annotation, cellular component: nucleus. The transcript has 7 exons. NCBI's taxonomy places the organism in Eukaryota, Viridiplantae, Streptophyta, Magnoliopsida, Malvales, Malvaceae.